Molecule: messenger RNA, 1716 nt
Organism: Metarhizium album ARSEF 1941
Lineage: Eukaryota; Fungi; Ascomycota; Sordariomycetes; Hypocreales; Clavicipitaceae
Product: sterol esterase precursor
Exons: 2
Coding region: 1-1716 (571 amino acids)
Source: RefSeq, a predicted model, not a curated record
AUGGUUUUCAUCCAUCUUGUAUCAUGCGCGCUUCUUUGGUUCGCUUUUUCUCUGGCGUCGCCCACGGGGACUCUGGAGGGUCGCGACGCAGGGACCGUUACCGCCGUUGUCCCAGCUGGGACGAUUUUGGGCAAGCUUCACCGAGGCGUGGAAUCGUUUAGCGGAAUCCCGUACGGAGAAGCUCCCGUUGGGCCCUUGAGGAUGAAGCCUCCUGUACGUCGAACCGACUCUUUGGGGGUCUUUGACGGUACAGGCCCUGCCGGGGCUUGCCCGCAACAGAUUGUUUCAACAGACAGCGAAAACUUCCUGCUUGAUAUCCUUGGUUCUCUUGUAAAUCUUCCCUUUGUUCAGGCUGUCACUGGACAGUCUGAAGAUUGCUUGACAAUCACUGUUGCGCGCCCCGAGGGCACAGCUGCUGGGGCCAAGCUCCCCGUCUUGUUCUGGAUCUAUGGCGGCGCCUUCGAACUUGGGUGGACAUCCAUGUAUGACGGCACCAGUCUCAUCAAUCAUGCCAAGUCAAUCGGCCAGCCCUUCAUCUUCGUGGCGGUUCAGUACCGCGUGUCGGGAUACGGAUUCAUGCCCGGCAAGGAGAUCAUGUCUGAAGGGUCUGGAAACGCCGGCCUGCUGGAUCAGCGUAUGGGCCUCGAGUGGGUUGCGGACAACAUCGCGGCCUUUGGAGGUGACGCCGACAAGGUGACGAUUUGGGGCGAGUCAGCCGGCGCCAUGUCCGUCCUGAGCCAGAUGAUCCUGUACGACGGCGACCACACGUACAAGGGAAAGCCUCUGUUCCGCGGGGCCAUCAUGAACUCUGGGAGCGUCGUCCCAACAGACCCCCUCGAUUCGCCCCAGGGACAAGCAGUCUUCGACAAGGUCGUCCAAGCUGGAGGUUGCGGGGGCGCCGUAGACAAGCUGGAAUGCCUCCGAGGCCUCAGUUACACGGACUACUUGAAUGCCGUCACCUCGGUGCCGGGUGUUCUGUCAUACAACUCCCUUGCGCUGUCCUACCUGCCCCGUCCGGACGGCAAGGCCAUCACCACGUCCCCCGACGCUCUGAUUCUGGCCGGAAAGUACGCUCCCGUGCCCAUGAUAGUCGGCAACCAGGAGGAUGAGGGCACCUUGUUUGCUCUCUUCCAGCACAACCUCACCAGGACCGAAGACUUUGUCAGCUAUCUCGAAUCAUACUACUUUCCGAGAGCAAGCACAGAGAAACUGACGCAACUGGUGGACCUGUAUGGAAGCGGUCUCUCUGCUGUGACCAACGGCAGCCCGUUCAACACGGGUCUCCUGAACGAGAUAUUCCCGGGCUUCAAGCGUCGCGCCGCCGUGCUAGGAGACCUGGCCCUCACGCUCAGCCGGCGGUUCUUUCUGGCGGGGGCGAACAACGUCCGUCCAAACGUUCCGUCGUGGUCCUACCUCGCGUCCUACGACAAGUGGACGCCCGUCCUGGGCACGUUUCACGGCUCCGAUCUCCUCCAGGUCUUCUACGGCGUCAAGGACAACUAUGCUGCCAGGAGCAUUCGCACCUAUUACAUAAACUUUGUGUACAACCUAGAUCCAAACGUUGGCGUGUCUGGAAAGUAUCCAAACUGGCCUCGCUGGUCCGACGGAAACAACUUGGCUCAAUUCUUUGACCACAAGUCCGGGCUGCUCAAGGAUGAUUUUAGGCAGGCGCCAUACGAGUGGCUGGUGAAUAACAUUGAAAUUCUUCGAUUCUAG